AUGUCAAAAGAACAGCAACCCAUUGACCAGGAGGCGAUUCAAUCCGCUCUUGCGGAUCUGGCGGGCCUCGAGAAGGAGUUUGAGAUGGUUGAUGUCGAUAUCCUACGCGAAACCACGAUUCGCCAGGCCCCGCUCUUCACGCGCCGCAACGCCCUCACCUCCCGCAUCCACAACUUCUGGCCCCUCACCUUUGAGCAGGCCUCGUCCGCCCUCCAAUUCGACGAGUUCGUCACCCCCGAGGACGCGCACAUCCUCGGCAAGUAUCUCCGCAACGUAAACGUCACUCGCCCUGACCUCACCACCGAGCCGCGCUCGGUCCGCAUCGAGUUUACGUUUGACGCGAACGAGUAUUUCGCUGAUGAGGUCCUGGCAAAGACUUUCGAGUACCAGCCGAGCGCGGGCGGGCUGGCGAGCAAGCCCGUGACUAUUGGCUGGAAGGAGGGCAAGGACUUGACGGAGGGGGUCACUGCUGCAGCGGCGGAGGCGUGGGAGGAGAGGGUCAAGGGCGUUAAGGGUGGGAAGGGGGCGAAGAAGCUGGAGGGGUUGAUGGAGAAGGGGCCGACGAGCUUCUUUAACUGGUUUGCGUGGACCGGGAGGCACGAGGCGCUCGGGGAGGUGCAUGAGCAUGCGGAGGGGGGUUGUGACCACGGCCACGAUGAGGAGGAGGAGGAUGAAGGGCCUGUCGAGGUGUUCCCGAACGGGGACGAGGUUGCGGUGCAGAUUUCGGAGGACAUGUAUCCGAACGCGCCAAAGUACUUUACUGAGGCCUUGGAGGAAGGCGAUGAUGAGGACGACGACGAGGAGAUCGAGCUCGACAGCGAGGCCGAGGAGGAGCUCGCCAAGAACGGGGCCUCCGCCCUCCUUGCCCAGAUGGGCAAGAAGGGCAAGCGCAACGGCGCCGGCGAGGCGCACGACAGCGAGGACGACGGCCCCGCCAAGAAGAAGUCCAGGAAGUAA
Messenger RNA from Morchella sextelata, 957 nucleotides. RefSeq lists its product as uncharacterized. Gene Ontology annotation, molecular function: histone binding; chromatin binding. The transcript is spliced from 3 exons. Gene Ontology annotation, cellular component: nucleus; chromatin. NCBI's taxonomy places the organism in Eukaryota, Fungi, Ascomycota, Pezizomycetes, Pezizales, Morchellaceae. Bases 1 to 957 code for a protein of 318 amino acids. Gene Ontology annotation, biological process: nucleosome assembly. The record is from RefSeq and is a predicted model, not a curated record.